AUGAUGUCCAAAUGCAAGUCUUGUAAUGAUGAAGGGUUUCUGACAUGUCCAUUAUGUCAGAAAACUACGUAUUGUUCUAAAAAGUGUCGAGAUUAUGAUUGGGCUGUUUCUCAUAAAUUUGAAUGCAAAGCAGAACUGCCCAAGAGAAAUGUAUAAGAUUUUGAAAUAGUCAACUAAGGGUCAUUAGGGAGAGGAAGCUUUGGUUGUGUGAAAUUGGCUCGGGAUAGAUAGACAGGUUUAUUGUAUGCCAUGAAAAUAAUUGAAAAAUCAGAUGUCUCUAUAGAAAAUCUAAGAAGAGAGAUUCGAAUAUAAAAAAGACUUUAACAUCCUCAUGUGAUAUAGUUAUUUGAAUUUUUUGAAGACGAACAAUAUGUGUAUUUAAUUUUGGAGUAUGCGGAAAAUGGUUCAUUAUUUGGUUUUCUGAGAAAGCGAAAGAUUUUGCCUGAAAAUGAGGCUUUUGUAUACUUCUUUUAAACAUGUCUUGGAAUAGAUUAUCUGCAUAAAAAAUAAAUAAUACAUAGAGACCUGAAGCCUGAGAAUCUAUUACUUGACAAGGAUGGCAAUAUUAAAAUUUGCGAUUUUGGAUGGUCUGCGGAGAUGAUGAUAACUUAAACAAGAAAUACGUUUUGUGGCACCAUAGAUUAUAUGACACCAGAAAUGUUAGAAGAUAAACCUCAUGAUUAAACUCUUGAUAUGUGGUGUUUGGGAGUGCUGCUUUAUGAGUUAAUUCAUGGUUAGGCUCCAUUUAAAGGUAGAAAUGAUUUUGAAAAAUGUUAAAAUAUUUUAAAGUAAGAAUAAUUUGAAAUUAAAGCAAGUGAUUAAGCCAAAGAUCUAAUUUUAGGACUGAUGAAAAGAGAGUCUAAAGGCAGAUUGACGAUGGACUAAGUAUUUGCACAUCCUUGGAUGUUGGCUAUGGCUAAAGGAUAUCAAUUAGAAAUUAAGGAAUAUAUCUUUGAGGAGAAAAAGAAUCUAGAUCAAUUAAGCAAUAGUCUCAGAUUGGAUACUAAAUUUUCAAAUACAAACACCACAACAACUAGACUGUCUGGCUCAAAUAAUAAAUAAGAAUGUGUUUCAUUAGCAUUUUCUAUGUAUUCUGAUGAAUUGUAGCCUCCUAUAUAAACCAGAAUAACUAGAAGGACUUAACAUACGGUAAGGAAAGAAAGUGGGUUUUUUGAAACCCUUUUUUAAAAUCUAGGCUGCACUAAAAGAAGUUGA
This is a messenger RNA of Paramecium tetraurelia, 1215 nucleotides long. RefSeq lists its product as uncharacterized. The record is from RefSeq and is a predicted model, not a curated record. The transcript has 5 exons. NCBI's taxonomy places the organism in Eukaryota, Ciliophora, Oligohymenophorea, Peniculida, Parameciidae. Gene Ontology annotation, biological process: mitotic spindle organization; protein phosphorylation; regulation of cytokinesis. Gene Ontology annotation, cellular component: spindle midzone; chromosome passenger complex; spindle pole centrosome. Gene Ontology annotation, molecular function: ATP binding; protein kinase activity.